Helianthus annuus (common sunflower) is the source of this 2078-nucleotide messenger RNA. RefSeq lists its product as uncharacterized. The transcript is spliced from 2 exons. Lineage: Eukaryota; Viridiplantae; Streptophyta; Magnoliopsida; Asterales; Asteraceae. The record is from RefSeq and is a predicted model, not a curated record. Bases 384 to 2009 code for a protein of 541 amino acids.
UGAUAGGGAAAUUAAAUAACUAUGGUGACAGUAAUUGAACACGAUCACCCAUUGAAACUCAUUGAUUUGCAGGUGAAUGAUGAAGAUGUAGAAGAAGCUGAAGCUGAUGAGGAGGAGGAGAAGGAUGUGGUUAUACAAAAAGAUUUUGUAUGUCCAUGUAAAUGUAAGCGGUGCGACCAACCAAUCCACGAGUACUAUAGGUACUACUAUAAAUGUGUAGAUGAUUCAUGUGAUUACUUUGCUCAUAAAUUUUGUAUAGAGAUCCCAACACACAUAACACCAACAAUCAUUAAACACUUAUCACUACCAUAUUCUCUUAAACUCCAACCAAUAUGGUGGAAUUGGCCUUGUGAAUAUUGUCACACCCGUCACCCUCAUGAAGUAUGUUACGCAGAUAUGCAUCAUAUUUCAAAGUCUGUGUAAGCUCUGUCACGGAAGUGGACAAGAAGGGGAUACAUCACCCUAGCCACCCACACCCACUAAUGCCUCUCAUGUUGUUGAAACCCAUUUUAUGUGAGUGUAAAGCUUGUAGUAGGGAACAUAAAGGAUUAUUCUUUAUGUGUACCACAUGUCCUGACUUCGCCAUACACAGUGAUUGUGCUUUCCUACCAAAACGUUCUUUAAUUCAACAAACUACGGGUGACAUUUUCCACCAUACACAUCCCCUCACCCUUUCGUUUUCCUUCCCAGAAGCCGAACAAAGAGCUAAAUACAAUCCUAAAUGUAGAGUAUGCAAUCACAAUUUUUAUGAUGAGAGAAUUUGGAUUUACAAAUGUGAGAAGUGCAUCUACUAUGUCCAUGCAUAUUGUGCAACGUCAAGAGAAGAGCCAUUCAUGCACAUCUUGCUUACAAGUAGAGGUCCAUUGGUUAAGAAUUUUGAAGAUGCCGACUAUCCUCAUCUUUUCCAUCUACCAUUUCCUGAUCAAACUUGUAGCAUACCCAAACAAUUACUUUUCAAAGAAAUUGGACCUGAAACUUGUGCAAGUCUACGACAUACCAGUCAUCAUCAUGAGCUAAUUUUAGUUAAUACAAAAUGCAUAGAUGGUGCAGAGACCAAUCUAUGUCAUAAUCCAAUGAAAAAGAUGGAGCUAUUUUGCAACGCCUGUGUGAGACCAAUCAUGGAGAUGCCAUUUUACAAAUGUGCGACCAAUGAAGAUGAGAGUUGCAACUUUGCUCUUCAUGAGUGGUGUACUCGUCUACCAUCACGAAUAGACAACCACCCAGAUCACCCACACCAUACUCUUCAUCUAAUGUCAAAUGUCUCGGGUGUGUUUCUCAACAUCUUUUAUUGCAGCUUUUGUUACUUGCGUUGCAACGGAUUUGCUUAUGGUUGUUUUGAAUGUGGCUACAAAGUUGAUGUUACUUGUGGGUUGAUACCUAAAAAUAUCACACAUGAAUCUCACCCCAAACAUCUUCUUUCAUUAGUUAGGGGGGUUCAUUCGCGGCAUAAAUGUAUUAUGUGUCUGGGAUAUUUUAGUGACUAUCCUUAUUUAAGUCGGGGAGGAUACGACAUACAUAAAUUGAUUUUCAAUUGCAGCACGUGUGAAGUAUAUAUACAUCCGGAGUGUGCUUUGUUGCUGCCGGGGACAAUUAGACACCCAUAUGACAAACACCCCAUGAACUUGAGUUACCUCCCAAUUGAGAACCAUAAGAGUGAAUAUUUUUGUGAGGUUUGUGAGAACGUACUGAAUCCUCAUGCUUGUUUCUAUCAUUGUGACGAGUGUUCUCAGUCGCUGCAUUCUGCUUGUGCUCCUGCAAUUUGUUGUGAAACAACAACCUAUUCCGACAGAAGAAGAAACAUCAGUCAACAUAUAAAUCUGAAGUUUGGGAGCAUUCAUAAGAUUGAUGGUCACUCACAUCCUCUGUUGUUUGCUCAAGGGAUCAAGAGUGAUGGUCAAUGCAGUAUAUGUUCUAAGGGACUAAGGUACAUGAUACUUAAGUGUCUCCAGUGUAAGUAUGCAAUUGAUUACGAAUGUUGUGAGCGCUUGAACUUGAUGAACAACUCAUGAAGUUUGUAAAUAAAAGGUAGUCGUCUAUUUGUUCAAUUUGACUUCACUACUAAUAAAUUCUAUGUACGU